Suillus paluster is the source of this 1596-nucleotide messenger RNA. RefSeq lists its product as uncharacterized. Bases 356 to 1438 code for a protein of 360 amino acids. The transcript is spliced from 9 exons. NCBI's taxonomy places the organism in Eukaryota, Fungi, Basidiomycota, Agaricomycetes, Boletales, Suillaceae. The record is from RefSeq and is a predicted model, not a curated record.
CCUGAACUAAACCAAAAGCACUUUUGAGAGGAACUUCGACCAAGUCGGCUUUUUUAGAUGUGGGGUCGGCUGGCCGUUCAUCCUGUAAUAUUAGAAACAUGAUGUUCUUCGGGCGCACGGUGCGCUUAUGGCAUGCCAGUCAGGGUGAGCCCAAUAGUGGAUCCGGGUCUGGUCCGAGUCGCAACCACAUAUCUUCAACAUUGAAUGCUCGAUGCUCAGCACUUCAUUUCCUCUGAACGCUUAACCUCUCUCCGCAGUAGGGCAGUUUUGACUUUUGUCUCUCGCUUUUCCAUUCCUCCUUUCUACAAGUCUAGUCGCUCGUUAUUUGGCCUUACUUCAUUUUUGCAAUUUGAUAAUGUCCCCCUCGACUGUGGCGCACAGGAUCUUCCUAAUGACAACCAUCCUAAACGCCAUCGCGGUCCUCGAAUAUCUCUGUUUUAUUUCUGAUGAAGUCCGCCUGGUCUGGCCGCGAGUUCGGAAGAGCACCGCAGCCAAGCUUUUUCUGGUAACCAGGUAUCCCGGAUUGGCUGGACUGAGCUUUAACGUCUGGUUUUCGUAUAGGAUGCAAUCGGGAGUUUCCAACGAUGCGAUAGUUUGCAGAUUAUGGUACGCGUACCAGACCGCGAUGAUCCAGUUGCUGCUAUCUGCAGUGGAGUUAAUACUCAUGCGGCAGGUGUACAAGAUGUUCCAAAAGGACAGGUAUAUCACUGGUCUCUUGUUCGUCUUCGGUGGCGCCCAAAUUGCUGCCAUGGCAGUCAGCGCUCGAUUGAUUGUAAUUGGCAUUCGUUACUCCCCCACUUGCGUCAUCCUCAGGUCCCCUCCCAGUCAAAUCUAUGCCGGUGUCUCAGUCAUUGCAACGUAUACGUUCAUAUUUUUCAUGAUGCUGUGGCGAUACUUCCAAGGCAGAUCUCGCUGGUCGGAAGUUUUACGUGUUUGGCUCAAAAUCACGGUUCGCGACGGUGCCUGCACGACUAUCGCGGUGAUAGUGAGCAUCUUGUUCAUGACGCUCUGCAAUACGGACGUCAUCAAAACACAGAUGACCGGAAACAUUGUUUUUUACGUGCUGCAUCCCUGCCUUUGGUUUGCUGUUGGAUGCAUAGUUCGUAACCAAGAGAAAUUCCGCGAAAGCCAAAAGUCCCAGAAGGGUAAUGGUAAUGAUCCACAUGGGUGGACUACCUCGCUCGAGGUGGAGCUUGAUGGCAUUACACCUUUUGAUGACCCCGAUGUGUAUCCCGAGAGCCACUCUGACUUGAAGGUCGAAUCGACGACCGACGUCUCUACCUCGUUUGACUCUGAGUCAGAUGUAGGAACGAUGGAUAUCACUGACGAAUGCCCUUGCAAGAUGGCGGAGGAUGAUACGUUGCCGUCGGGCUGCUCGCUCACAUUCACGCGUACGGAAACAGGCAUUAGUGGUGAGGGUUCUGGCUCUAGGAAUUAAAGUCAAUACAUUCGUUUUAUGACACAACCACGAGUUCCGUAGUACAUACUUGACAUCACUAAUAGUUUUUACGUUGAUCUUAUGCAUAUGGUGCUACGUUUGGACUAAGAUGCAAUGCAUUCUUUAUAAUAAUAUAUUUCGACGGAAUUCCGCCACAU